Molecule: messenger RNA, 1449 nt
Organism: Capronia coronata CBS 617.96
Lineage: Eukaryota; Fungi; Ascomycota; Eurotiomycetes; Chaetothyriales; Herpotrichiellaceae
Product: protein phosphatase
Exons: 2
Coding region: 1-1449 (482 amino acids)
Biological process (GO): protein dephosphorylation
Molecular function (GO): cation binding; protein serine/threonine phosphatase activity
Source: RefSeq, a predicted model, not a curated record
AUGCAGAAACUAGCCAGGACUGAUCCCGCGCUGAGUGUGCCUCAAGGUUCAAACAACAACUCUGCUGGCGAGUCACAACCGACGCCCAACUCUUCCUUCUUAGUCGGAGUCACGGAGGAUAGGAACAAGAAAUGUCGUCGAACGAUGGAAGACACUCAUGCCUACCUCUACAACUUCCUCGGCACCCCCGCCCCUGUCCUGGCCUCCUCUGACAUCUCGUUAUCCAAGAGCAAAUCUACAGAGUCCCGCAACAGUCUGACGCAUGUGCCAUCGGAUCCAGGCCAACAUGUGGUAGAAACGGACAAUGGAUAUUUCGCCAUCUUCGACGGGCACGCCGGUACUUUCGCUGCCGAAUGGUGUGGAAAGAAAUUGCAUGUCAUCUUGGAAGAUCUGAUGCGCAAGUAUCCCAACACCCCUGUUCCAGAACUACUUGAUCAGACAUACACCACCGCCGACAACCAGCUGGAGAGGCUGCCAUUGAAAAAUAGCGGGACCACUGCGAUUACUGCUGUUCUGCGAUGGGAAGAUCGGGUGCCGACUAACCACUCGGCAACUGGAUCACAAGCCAUUGCAGCGCUAGCCGCAGCAGCCGCUAAGGAAGCAGAGAAGCACGACAACGCGAAAGAAGACAAGGAUGCCAAUGCCACACCGCGGUCCAACUCGACUGCAGAAGCAACUGCGGCAGCGAUUCAAGAAGCGAAACAGAAGGCUACGCGUCAGAGGGUGUUGUAUACUGCUAACGUGGGCGAUGCACGCAUUGUCCUAUGUCGGAACGGAAAGGCCCUUCGUCUCUCGUACGACCACAAAGGGAUGGAUGAAAACGAGGGCCGUCGCAUCUCGAAAGCGGGCGGGUUAAUCCUCAACAACCGCGUGAACGGAGUUUUGGCUGUAACUCGGGCCUUGGGCGAUUCUUAUCUCAAGGAUCUGGUCACCGGACACCCUUAUACCACCGAAACGGUCAUCCAACCCGACCAAGACGAAUUUCUGAUUCUAGCAUGUGAUGGAUUGUGGGAUGUCUGCUCUGACCAGGAGGCGGUGGAUUUGAUCCGCAAUGAGCGAGACCCUCAGGUUGCUUCGAAGAUGCUGGUGGACUAUGCGUUGGCUCGAUUUUCGACCGACAACUUGUCGGUCAUGGUCGUCCGGUUCGACCCGCAAAAGUUGCAGCAAAACACCAAGAUUGAUAUUGGAGUGGAAAAUGAGGCGACCAAAGACAAGAGCGCAAUCAGUGAGGUAGAGAUGAUUGUCGGAGAAGCUCGUCGCCACUCCGGCAUCGUGCAAGAGAGUGCUUUUUCUGACCAGGACUCGGAAGAACUGAGAGAGAUGGUUAUCAAAGAGCAGGAGGAAGAGGAUCAGGAGCCAGGACCCGAGCUCACCCCCGAGGGCAAACGCGAGGCAGAGAAGAUACUCUCGGAAAAACAGGGGAACCCAGAUAAGAGUGGCGAGAGUUAG